GCUGGACCUUAGCAGUCCUCUCUCUCUCUCUCUCUAUAUAUAUAUAUAUAAUAGUGAAGGGGUCUGCAAAUGUACGCACAUAAUUAAUAAGCUAAGAUAAGAUGUCAUCAUCCAUAUCACAAGGUGGUGGUGUAAUAAUCGGAGCUUGCAAAGGUGUUCUACUCUUAUGCCCACUGCUUUUCUUGACUCCUAUAUUGUCGCUUCCCCGUGAUAAUGUAUCCAUUCAUCAUCUGUAACACCCCGAUCCCGCAGGACCCUAGGUAGUUACUCCAGACCUCUAGUACUGUCCCCACAAACCACCACGAGCCUUUACCGCGCACUUUGUCCUCACUCAUGCGCGCCCUGAGAAACUUCCCAGGUCGCGCAUCACGAGCCCCGGCCUGGGAUGUCCUCACCCAUCCCAAGACUACUCCCGAGCAAGCACGCUUAACUUUGGAAUUCUUAGGUAAUGAGCUCCCUUAAAAGGAGAUGCACAUCUGUUGGUAUGAGUAGUACUAUUAAUCCGUUUAUAUUAAAUCUCAAGUGUUACAAUCACCCCCACUUAGGAUCGCAACGUCCUCGCUGUGCCCUUGAACCAAUCUCAAAUCUCAAUCAAAUCCCAGAAUCUUCCCCCGCUAAGUGCCCACCCGAUAUCCAACGGGUCAUCACACUGUCGCGGGGUUUCUCUGAUACCACUUGUAACACCCCGGCCCCGCAGGACCCUAGGUAGUUACUCCAGACCUCUAGUACUGUCCCACAAAUCACCACGAGCCUUUACCGCGCACUUUGUCCUCACUCAUGCGCGCCCUGAGAAACUUCCCAGGAGGUCACCCAUCCCAAGACUACUCCCGAGCAAGCACACUUAACUUUGGAGUUCUUAGGUAAUGAGCUCCCUUAAAAGGAGAUGCACCUCUGUUGAUAUGAGUAGUACUAUUAAUCCGUUUAUAUUAAAUCGCAAGUGUUACAUCAUCAAUUGCCUGCCGCAGUGAGAUCAUUAGAUGGUCUUCCUCCCAGUCCCACCAACCUAAGCCAACUGUUGUUUGGGAUUCUGGGAUCAGAGAAGGCGUGGCACCACAGAAAGGCAUACGUCCAGUCAUGGUCCCAACUACUGGCAUCCUUCUACUCGACGAGCACCCCUCGCCCCAACUACUCCCCUGGUCCCCCUCCUCUCCACCUUUUAGGUAUGUACAUAUGUAAUUUCAAGGGUGAUUUCCCAAAGCACGGGAAAAUGUUACAUACUCCAGUCGGAAGUGGGAGAUCCGACUGGAGAUAGGGUUGGUUUAAUUCUUUACAAAACUCCAGUCGGAAGUGGGGAAUCCGACCACAGGUAAGAUUUAUUUUUAAAAAAUGGAAUCAUUUUUUUUAUUUGCACAUCCGACUAGAGUUUUUAUUUAUUUAUUUUAUAAUUGCUCAAUUGUUAUAUUUUGAAUAAAUAAUGUUUGUAAAUAAUUUCGAAAUAUGAUCACGAUUAAAAAAACGAAUAAUGAUCACAAAAAAUAAUUUCAAAUAAAAAAUUUCGAAAUCAAGCGGGUGAUUAUCUUUAUCUGAUUAAAUUUUAUCUGAUUAUAUUUAUUUGAUUAAAUUUAUCUGAUUAAAUUUAUUUGAUACAUUUAAUCGAAGCACUUUUUUCUUAAACACUACCAACUUUCACUAUUCAACACUUUUUUUUCAAAAUCACUUAAAAAAACACUUUAUUAAAGUAGAAGCAAUCGGAAACACUCUUUAAAUAUUGUGUCAAAAGUAGACUAAGUUAUUUUAACAUUAUAAAGUUUAAAUACAAGAAAAAACGGAGUUGAGAACUUCUCUCUAAAACUUCGGUCCUCCUAGGGCUCAGCCGCUAGGUUAAUUUUUCGAUUUCGGCCUUCGGCCGGUGAUCAGGUUUGUAGACGAGGAAGGUCAAGGUAGGCGGCGGGGAAGUAAGGCCAGGCAGCGAACUUUGGUUUCGAUAGGACCGAGGAAUUGCAUCGGAACAGGGAGAUCGCUGGCCGAAGGUUCCGGUGCAUGGAGGACAUAGUAGCAUCAUACAAAAGAAUGUCGAUGACAGAGCAGGGCAACGAGUUGAACUUCGACGAGGAACCUGACGAGGAAGCCAUGAUGGAGAGUGAACCGGUGGCUCAUCCGGUGGUCGCGGUGGUCAUCACAGACCGAAAGAUUAAACUACCUGGGUUUCAAAAAUUGAUGUCUUCCCCUUGGAAGCCAGGUAAAGGUAUGACUAUCAAAGAAAUCGGCAAACGAAGGUACUUGCUAAACUUUAAUCACGUUUUGGAUAUGAAUCGUGUGAUUGAGGAUGGUCAUUGGUUGUUUGAGCGUGAUAUAAUACUGCUAAAAGCUAUCCAACCGGAUGAUAUACCUGAAUCAAUGAAUUUAUUUGAAGCAAGUUUCUGGGUACAGGUGCAUAAUGCUCCUUUUAAGUAUAGGAAUAUGAGAUCUGCCAGGAAAAUUGGUAAUUUUUUAGGUUCUUUUAUUAAGUUUGAGAUGAGCCAGUUUGAGGGUAGGCAGAAUUCCUAUCUUUGGAUAAGGGUAUGUUUGGAUGUUCGUCAGCCCUUGCAAAAAGGUACAAAUUUGACACGGGAUGGGGUGAAGCACUGGGUAGAUUUCAAAUAUGAGAAGCUAACCAGUUUCUGCUUUAUUUGUGGUAUUAUUGGGCAUUCUGACAAGUUUUGUCCAUUAAAAUAUGAAGAGGGUUUUGUCGCUGAAAAAAUGUAUGGGGCGAGUCUCAGAGCAGGAGGAAGGGUAAAGACUAGCCCGACAGGAUUCUAUAAAUGGUUAUCUGAUGGAGCCUCUAGCUCAGAUGGGUAUGGAAGUCAGCGGAAGUCUGAUCUCGGUAGGGAGCAGACGGCCGAAUCCAAGAAUGAGGAAGAGGAAAAAGAGGAAGCCCAGGAGACACAAAAAGAAGGCGAAUUUGGGAAGACUCGGAUAAAGAAAAUGGUGAGGGUGAAGGCAUGGCUCUAGAUGGAUCAAAAAUGGGGCGGCGGCGGGUCAAGCUUUCUAGGCCCGCCGAGAUUCCGUGUUAUGGUGCUGGUGGUUAAGACCAAGGAUGGUGUUAUUUUCUUUUUUGUUCUGUUUGCUGUUUUUGGAAUUCAGUUGUUAUGUCUUAUUUUAUCUAUUUUAUGUUUUGUAAGAUUCUUGCAUUAGGUUGGGGUUGUGAAAGUUCUGCGGUAAUCGUCAUUGGCUCACAAUUGCCCAAUCUCGGUCUAGCGAGUUAUACUGCUUUUGUACAGGUGGUUAACUCUCAGUCUCGGCCACGAGCAGACGAUUACUUGCGGUUCUUUUAUUAUCUUGUGCCCUUUCUGAAUGCUACUUUCAUUGACAUGAAUUAAGCCACUUUCGAUAAAAAAAAAUUGUGUCAAAAAUCUAAUGUAAUGAUCUUUUAAAUACAAGUAUUAGGGAGACUUAAUUAUUAUUGUUUUUGACGUUUUAAUUAUAAGUCUUAUAACACUUAGAGCCCGUUUGGUAGCACGAAAAUUGACUGAUUUGUCUGAUUAGAUUUAUCUGAUUAAGAUUUAUAAGAUUAAAUUUAUCUGAUUAAGAUUUAUAAGAUUAAAAUUUAUCUGAUUAAAUUUAUCAUCAGAAAUUUGUUUGAUUAGAUUUAUCUGAUUAAGAUUUAUAAGAUUAAAAUUUAUCUGAUUAAAUUUAUCUGAAGAAAUUGAUCUAAUUGGAUUUAUCUGAUUAAAAUUGAACACAUAUAUAAAUAUUAUACUUUGACCCAAAUUUUUGGCUUUUAUUGUUCGGUCUUUAAUUUGUAAAAGAAAAAAAGAGGAUCUAACUAGUCGGAUAUACCAAUUCCGACGGGAGGAAAAACGAAUUAAGCAUUUACCAAUUCCGACAGGAGCUAUCCAACAAAAAUAUAACCCUAGCCCCUGGUCAGAACACCCAAUUCCGACUCCCGCAUUUUGGCGUGUUAGACCAAAAAGUCCCGUAUUUUGGUAAUUUCCUCUAAUUUCAAGCUAGCUAGCUAGCUAGCUAGCUAGGUUACUUCCCCUGAUAUUGUUCCUUCCAUAUAUGUUUAGUUGAUAAAAUAUAAAUAAACCAACAAUAAAUUAUAAUCAAUCCAAUAUGAGAUCAUUUUUUUGGUAUCAUGUCAGUCCCAAGCCAGGAUUAAAGAGGAGAGUAUUGUCGUAGGCGCGUGACAGCCAACAGUAUUACUUUGUCAUGGAUCGAAUUAUCCUAUAUAUAUAUAAACAUUAUUUUUAUCAUUUUAUUCUACCAUUUUUAGGUUUAUUCAUCGUUUUUUAUAUUAUCUUUUUCUAAUAGCUUAUCUUUUUUUAUCUUUAUUUUCUUUCUUUUCCUUUUGGUGGUGAUAUCAUGUAUCGAUUCAUGUUAGCCGAACACAAUAUCUUUUGGGACUAAGACCUACUUGGAUGUUGUUGUUGUUGUAUGAGACAAAAUUAGUAACACGCACUAAGAGAUAAAAUGGGACAUAGGGGACGGAGGCCUCGAGUAUUUUUCUUAUCCAAUAUACUCACUUCGUCCCAAAACUAUUUUCUUUUUUCGUCCGUCUCAGCAUGAAGUCUUUUUCCCCUUUUAGCAAAAAAUUGUGGUUCACAACGUUUAUCCCCACAUUCUCUCUUCUUAGCACAACUUUAGGCCACACUUUUCUCAUUUUCUUGAUCCGAGUGAAAGUUUUUUUCAACCCUAGCCUCUAGUAUGCAUCAAAUUUUGCGGAUUUUUACGUUUAGUUAGUGCUGAUUUUUCAGAAUUGAAGUCAUAACUUUUUAAUUAUUCGUAAUGAGUUACGAGGGCCAUAAUAUGUCAAAUCGAAGAUAUUUCAAGACUCUAUGUUCUCAAACUUUCAGCGGGGUUGGAUGAACUCAAGGUUGAAGAUGUUAGAAAAAUGAUAUUAAAAUGCGAGUUUAUAUAACCAGAUAAAAAUCCCGAGUUUAAAUCAAAUCACCAGACAAACCGCCAAAUGCAAGAACAAUAAUAAUAAUAAUUAGAAUAAAUUAAAAUGAAUAAAGAGAAAAGAUAAGAAAGCUUAUCGCAGGAUCGCCCGUUAAGACGGAUUGGCCUUGAAGAAAGAUAGCCCCGUAUCCCGAUAGCUAUUCGGGCGGGUCUGGCUAGCUCGCUCCCAGGAUAAUCCUACUCCGUUUCAGACUUGUAGCUACCUUGACUGAAACCUUCGACCGUUGCCCAAUAUGUCGUUGACUCGUUAAGAAGAUGAUAACCUUUUGGAACAAAACUAUGGUUUCAAAUGCUCUCGCACAAGCCAGAUAUUUCACUCACUCGUACGUAGAAUAUAUCAGCCGAAGAAGAAAUAGAGUAAGGCUAUUUCCUCGGUUAUACGUUAUCACAAAUAAAUGAUGGGAAUUGAAGAGGAAUAUUAAAAAG
Cuscuta epithymum is the source of this 5307-nucleotide messenger RNA. The record is from the annotation of a GenBank genome assembly. Lineage: Eukaryota; Viridiplantae; Streptophyta; Magnoliopsida; Solanales; Convolvulaceae.